This is a messenger RNA of Ostrinia nubilalis (European corn borer), 5566 nucleotides long. RefSeq names its product acetyl-coenzyme A synthetase (gene AcCoAS). The record is from RefSeq and is a predicted model, not a curated record. NCBI's taxonomy places the organism in Eukaryota, Metazoa, Arthropoda, Insecta, Lepidoptera, Crambidae. The transcript has 10 exons. Gene Ontology annotation, molecular function: acetyl-CoA synthetase activity; AMP binding. Bases 82 to 2079 code for a protein of 665 amino acids.
AUUCACUAGUCGCAGCGGGCGCUCCGCUUCGAAAGCACUCCUCCUCGGCUACCGUGCGGUCACGCACCGCACACCACCGCGAUGGCGCGCGUCUACGAACCCUCCGACUAUGUCAUCGAAAAGUCCCGCGUUCCCUCCUACAAAAAAUACAAAGACAUGCACAACAAGUCACUCGAAGAUCCCGAAGAGUUCUGGUCCGAAAUAGCGAAUGAGUUUCAUUGGCAAAGCCCUCCCCAGCCCGGCAAUUUUGUUUCGUACAACUUCGACAUAAAUAAGGGCAAGAUUUUUGUGAAGUGGAUGGAAGGAGCCGUCACCAACGUCUGCUUCAACCUGCUGGACCGCAACGUAAGGAACGGGCAUGGGGAGAAAAUCGCCUAUUACUGGGAAGGCAACCACCCGGAUGACUACAGCCGGGUGACGUAUCGGAAGCUGAUGGACCAGGUGUGCCAGUUCGCCAACGCGCUGCGUGACUGCGGUAUCUGCAAGGGCGACCGGGUGUCCAUCUACAUGCCUAUGAUCCUGGAGACCGUCGUCUGCAUGCUCGCGUGUGCCAGGAUUGGCGCCGUCCACUCUGUUGUGUUCGCAGGGUUCUCCUCGGACUCUCUCGCGGAAAGGAUGGCAGACUGCAAGGCCAAGAUGCUGAUCACGGCCGACGGCGCGUGGCGCGGGGAGAAGCUGCUCGUCCUGAAGAACAUCUGCGACGAAGCCCUGGAGAAGGCCAAGGCCAAGCACAAGCACACCGUCCCGCUGUGCGUCGUCGUCUCUCAUCUGGCACGAGUGACGCCGUGUGGUGACCUCCCUGAUGACAUCAGGACAUUGUACAAGUGGGAUGACGAGAAAGACGUCUGGUGGCAUGAUCUGGUGGAGGGACAGUCCACCAUCUGUCCCCCUGAGUGGAUGAACGCUGAAGACCCGCUUUUCAUGCUUUACACCAGUGGUUCGACGGGCAAGCCCAAAGGAGUUCUCCACACCACUGCAGGCUACCUGACGUACGCCACGGCCACCCUGAGAUACGUCUUCGACUACCGGGAGAAGGACAUCUACUGGUGCACUGCUGACGUGGGCUGGAUCACCGGCCACACCUACGUGGUCUACGCGCCUCUAGCCAACGCUGCCACUUCUGUCAUGUUCGAAGGCACCCCGUUCUAUCCAGAAAACGACCGGUACUGGGCCCUGGUGGAUAAGUACAAGGUGUCGCAGUUCUACACCGCGCCCACUGCCAUCCGGGCGCUGAUCAAGUUCGGCGACGAUCACGUCAAGAAGCACAACCUGAAGACUCUGCGCGUCCUGGGCAGCGUAGGGGAGCCGAUCAACCCUGAGGCCUGGCUGUGGUACUACAACCUGGUUGGCGGUGGCCGCUGCUCCAUCGUGGACACCUUCUGGCAGACCGAAACCGGCGGCCACGUCAUCACCAGCCUGCCCGGCGCUACCCCCAUGAAACCUGGCGCUGCUGGUUUCCCGUUCUUCGGGGUGGAACCUGCUCUGCUGGACGAGAACGGCCAACUGAUCGAGGGUCCCGGAGAGGGCUACCUGGUGUUCUCGCGGCCCUGGCCCGGCAUCAUGAGGACCCUGUUCGGAGACCACGACCGCUACGAGAAGGUGUACUUCUCCAAGUUCCCCGGCUAUUACUGCACUGGUGAUGGAGCUAGGCGUGAUGAGGACGGCCUAUUAUGGGUGACAGGCCGCAUUGACGACAUGCUCAAUGUCUCGGGUCAUCUCAUGUCCACCGCUGAAGUGGAGGGGGUCCUCACCGAAGAACCCAGGGUGUCUGAGGCAGCCGUCGUGUCCCGGCCCCACCCCGUCAAGGGAGAAUCUCUAUACUGCUUCAUAAGCCUCAAUGAUGGCGCCAAAUUUGACCCCGACCUCGUGAACUGCCUGAAAAAACUAGUCAGGCAGAGGAUUGGCGCGUUCGCCGCUCCCGACGUGAUACAGUACGCCCCGGGACUCCCGAAGACCAGGUCGGGUAAGAUCAUGCGUAGGAUACUAAGGAAGGUGGCGCUGGGAGACCGGGACAUCGGAGACACGUCGACCCUUGCUGACCCAGGAGUCGUCGAGGAGCUGUUCAAGAACCGACCUUAAAUAUGCUUGAAGCGCUUCAAGCAGAUAGGGCACCUGAUUUUACUAAUUUUAGUUUAGUACUUUUAUCUCGUUUUAUGUACACAUCCUUACUUAAUUUGCAUCUAAGCGUAACGGUUAUUAAAUCUGCUGAAAUUGUCGACGCUAUUUAGUCAGUUUUUUAGUUUUACUGCUGUAUUGCAUUAGGAACUCUUCUAGCCUGGGGACUUCUCGUAUGCUAGAAGGUAGAGAUAUAAUGUCCUGAACAUUUAGUUUAUGAGAUAAGUAGUGUAAACAUCUGAGUCAGCCUUAUAAAUAGUUUUCUGCUGUCAAAUGUGCUAGCCAAUUGCUUUCCAAAGCUCUACAAUUUUCUUUCGACUGCCAUCCGUCCGCACCCUGUCCAACUAAACUCUACGAUUAAAACGACACCAAAACUACCCUUCUUUGCUGCCACGUCUACUACUUAUGUCUACUAAUAUUACCAUAUAAAUAACGUAAUGUACCUACUCAGGAUAUUUUCCUGUAGUCGUCUUUAGUGUUUAGAGGAUUGCAUUACAUUUUGUAGAAAAUAAGCCAAUAUAGAUGUCUAUUAAAGUUUAGGUGUCUGUCUAUAUUAAAAUAGAGUAAUCAUGAGCAAUGUUUAUGCAACUAAUGAUAAUAAUGACGAUGAGUUGGAAUAUUGAAUUCAAUACGCACUGAUGUUAGCGAGCUUGCACUGAAUACGCACUAUGUCGCAUGUGUUCACGAUUAUGUAAUACUUAUACUUAUAUAAAAUAACUUGAAUUCAAUAUCACAAUCUGUAAAAAUAUCCACUUCCUAAGUUAAAUAUUAACAAUGAAGCUCCGAAAAAACGCAAGUAAAAAAACAAAGUUAUUAUUGUAAAAUCUGGAUGUAACAUGAGUUGACAUUUUAAAUUGCCAUCAGUGUGUGACUACUUUUGAGAGUCUCAAAUUUAUUAUAAAUUAAUUGAUAUGAUUCCAUCAUAAUUAUUAAGGUCUUAAUACAAAAAAGUACCUGAGACUGUGUGAGAGUCGAAAUUUACGUCAGAAUAUUUAUUCGUGUAUGAGGUAUGAGAUAUGUAGCAGGUUUUGUUUUGUGAUGUCUUGAUUGUGGUCUAAAUAUUUGUUCACGUGAUUAGAACAUUCUGUAACUGUUCAUUCCAAGUUUUUAUGAGUCCUUUGAGUUAACUAACGAACAUUUAAAAAAAAUCACAACGACGUUCAAAACGAGACCUGAAUAGCACGUUUAAGCAAGUGGAAGGCUGACGUCGAAAUAAUAUCAAAAGUACGAAAAGAGAAACUAAAAAAAGUGCUAAAAAGGAAAAAUAUGACGAAGUUCAAAUUAACGGAUUGUUUUGUAUUGUUCAAGCGAAUUCACAUCAUAAGCGAAUUUGAAUUGCCUAUCAUCAAGCACACAUCAAGACAUGUACUUACUCGUACCUACAUCACUUGACGUGCGUGUGUCGAGCUGUGCUACAAGCUGUGCGAAUAUUAUUUCGAUGACAGUCCUUGCUGCCAUUUGUAUGGUCUAGCCUGCCGAGUUCUUUCAUUAGAUACAAAUAAAUAUAAUAAUUAUUAACGAAUUCAGUCAACCACGCCGGAGCCAAGGUAAGUCUAGUUUAUUUAUGUAUUUUGAGUAACUAGUGCACCACCAUUAAAAGCUAUAUGACCUAAUAUAUUUUUGAAUAAUUUAUUCAUUAAUAUGUAUUUUCAUAAUUUAUUUUAGUUAAAAAUCUGUAGCGUUUAACGCUGAUCAGAUUAGGAAGUAAACUCAAAAAAUUAAAAAUAAUAAUGUUAUAUUUAUUUGUAAAUAAUGAGUAGUCUUCUAAUCUGUGUGAUCUAUGUAUUUUUGUUUAUUUAAAUAAAUUAACUAUAAUAUUGACGCUUAUACCGAAGACGUCACCUAUUUUUGUGUGAAUUUUUGUUUAAUUUUUUUUUUGUAUAUUUGUUAAUAUCUAUAAAAAAUCUAUAAUUUUUGCCCCAAGGUGGCAUACACCGCACAAUUAUUUUUUUACUGUUAAAAUUUUCACAAAUUAUGAAAUAGUACAACUUAAUAUUGAGUUUGUGUUCCGAAAAAAGCUCAAACCAGGUCCAACCCUGGGGUGAGUUCAAAUCAUCGGUUUCGCAAAAAUUUGACACCUAAGACAUUUUUAUAAAAAUGGAAAAUUAUUUAAAAAUUUAAUGUUGUAAGGGUAAAAUAUAAUCAGAGCACGUCUUUGUGAUGCACAAAUGUUAUAUAGCUAAAAUAUAACUUUAUAUGAUGAAUACCUAUAUCGUAGGUGUGUGAAUGGCGUGUUUGAUAUUAUUUGUAUAUAAAGUGAUACAAAUAAUAUCAAACAUUGCUAUUUCGAAAUAUUUAUUCAUAAAAAAAUUGGAAACGCUGUUUAGGUACUAGCAAAAUUGUGAUAUUUUUUGUUUUGAGUCUAGUUUGUUAGUUGGUUUAACCAAUAAAUGGUCCCGGUGUUGAUGUAUGUUAGCGUAUCAAUCACAUACGACAACGGCCAGACUCAGUCAGUGGCAGACGGUCUGGAGAAUGCUAAGUAGUAACACUAUGAACUAGGUUCUUAGAGUAAACAAAAUCAUAUUUAAAUCUUCAUCAAAUAAAUAAAAAUAAUAAGUAUAUACGUAGUGGGUCUACUUUAUUUCCCGUUUCUUUGACAAUUUUGAUCGAGCUCAAUCGAACAAACUCAUAGUUUAACUUUUCUUCAACGAAUUUUGACCUUACGAGGUACAAUUGAAUUUAGCCACACAAAACCUUAAUAAAAUUGUGUGCGAUAUUGUUAUUUUUGGUAACUUAAGUAAUCUAAUUUUGAUUCGAAACUGAUAAUUAGGUACGACAUACUUACCUAUCUGUUGCUGCUCUGGCCGUGAUAUUUUUUCUUAAUAAACUAUUGAUUUAACAAUUGUCUAAUGAUUGCCCAUUUCGUUUCUUUUUAUUUUGGAAUUCACUUAAAUAGGCGUAGAAUAUACACGAACGUAUCAAAAAGGAGAUUUUAAACGAACCUACAACUUAUUUUAUGCGACCAUUGCAGUUAAACAAAACUUUGUCGUAAAAGGGUUAAGUUACAGCCGUCAUAUUUAAGAACUGUGUACCUUUGAGAAGUCAUAAUUUUAAUUUUAUGUAGGAGAAGAAGCUUUCUUAUCAUUCCAUAGAAUACGUUCCUAGCCGUAACCAAAGCAAGUUCAGUUAAUGAACACUUGAGUGUUGUGUUGAUUAAUGUUAAUCUCAUUAAAUAUUCAUUGCCUAAUUAUGUAAUGACACGUUGUAAUAAUAUAGUGGAGUUACCUAUCUAGAUGAUUACGUGGGUUAUUAUUUAUUAGUGUUAGUGUGUGUGAAAAACCCUAUUUGGAAAAUCAUAGGAAUAUAGUUCGUUCACUACUAUGUGUUUUUCAUGUUUAACGCUAUGAUAUUGGCAGUAAUAACGUAAAUAGCGAGUAAGGGAUAUUAUUGUGAUUGUAUGUCGAAACGAACAUAUCAUUUAAAGUGAUUAAAUUAUAUGAUUACUAUCUAA